AUGUCAAUGGUAGCUGCUGGUGUUGGGAAACUUGUGGAAGAUGGAAAGCUUCAGUGGACAACACUCUUGAGAGAAAUAAUACUCGAGAUUGAUCAUACUGGUGUCUACUGGACCCACACAGCCACAAUAGCUGAUAUUCUAGCGCAUCGCUGCGGGUUGGAUGGAGAAAUUGCAACAUUACUAGCCGACGGUGGAAAUAGCAACACACAACCAUGUCUCGAAGAGUUCUUGAAAAAUAUCGACCGCAUUCCUCACCCACUCCCGCACCGUGAGAGCUGGUUGAUGGAUCCGUGGGGAUACACGAUUGCUGCGCACAUAAUCGAGCAUAUAUCUGGGCAGCCACUUCACGAAUAUCUCCAGGAUGAGGUAUUCCGGCCACUUGGGAUGACCUCUACCACUUUGCGACCCUCGUUUAAAGGGAGCAACAACGUCGCUGAACCACAUGCUUCACUUAGCAACGGGAAGGCUUGCCCAUUAGAAUUUCAACCCAAUUUUGCGAAUACGUUAUUCGAAGGUUCACGCGGAGCUUAUUCGACCGUGAGUGAUCUUCUCAUAUGGACCAGGGAAACAUUGGCUGCGAGCCAGAAUACCACGGCACCCAACAACACAGUCUUGAAACAGAUUCCACACAUAAUUAGCAACCAUAUCGCAAUGAAGAAUCCAUCGUUGUUGGAACGAUCGUACGGAUUUGGCUGGGCGAGAGCACAGCUUCCUGGAGUCGUGGGCCUGCUCGGUGGAAACUCAAGACUUUGGGAUAUGUCUGAGCAACCUGUAUUCGGGGUUGGAAACCAGUCUAGGCUCAUGGUUUACCACCAAGGCGGAGGGCCGGGAUACUCUUCAUUCAUUGCUAUCUUCCCUGAGACACAGUCAGCUGUGGUAGUCCUCAUGAACACCACUGCGGUGAGCGAUGCUGCUGACUGGAUUGCCCGACUCCUGAUCGAGGGCCUCUUCGACGUCGCCAGCCCCACCGAUUAUGUGAAACUCACAGAAGAAGCUAAAAGAAAAACACUUGAACGAUUUGCUACACUACAUAAUAGGUUGGCCGAGGAGCGAAUUCAAGGAGCACCGCCACUGCCCCUUACAUGCUACGUCGGCAAGUAUGACAAUAAGGACUAUAAGUACAGGCUAGAAAUCACCCUCAGCCCGGAGUCAGAAAGCGACCUUAUGAUUUCCUUCCGAGGUCUAAAGUCAAAGCCCUACCCACUCCGGCACUACCAUGACCACGUCUUUGAGUGGAGUAUGAGCUUUGAUGAAGUCAGGAAGAAUGGGAGGUAUGAUAUCACAGAUCCUUCAUACUAUAAGAUUCGCUUCGAAAUCUACCCCGACAACCGAGCGUCUCGGAUAAUUUGGAAUAUUCACGAAGCCUCAGUCCCAGGCGGAUUGGCAUUUGAGUGGAAGGAUGAACGUCUUGCGGAAGCAUGGCGUGCAGUACAUGCUGGUAUGAAAGACUUCGUUUCGAACACGAUGCAUCGGAUUCGCUAUUGA
This is a messenger RNA of Penicillium crustosum, 1485 nucleotides long. RefSeq lists its product as uncharacterized. The record is from RefSeq and is a predicted model, not a curated record. Lineage: Eukaryota; Fungi; Ascomycota; Eurotiomycetes; Eurotiales; Aspergillaceae. Bases 1 to 1485 code for a protein of 494 amino acids. The transcript has a single exon.